CAGAUGGCAAAAGCCAGCCCGAAAGCAAAUCAUACCUGUGAGUUACGUUCACUGGAGGUGCUUGUGACCCUGAGAGCUUCUUAUCUCUAACCAAACAGUGCCGUAGAAGCUAUAGCAAUUUCAAAAUGAAGUCUUCGGUUAGGCUCAGAUAUUGGUUCCGCAAAUUUAAACGCAAGUUCCUCUUGGACAUGAGGUUCUGUUUUUGUGUCUCUUUCCUCCUGGGUGCCCUUUUAGCUGUGAUAUUGCACAUAUACCAAACCCAUUCGGCCAAAUCAACAAUUCAGGAUAAUCCAAGUUCGACUCUCCCCUAUGAGUACGGAUACGAGAAGUGGUUGUGGUCCGUUUAUCAAGGUUUAUCGGUCCCAUUUGAUCCAGAUGUGAUACGUUAUAACAAGUCCCACCUGGACGAGUACUCACUCAACCCGCAGACUGAAGCUUAUUUCCUGUACAACCGCGUUCCAAUCACGUGCAUCGUGUUCCCUGAAACUCACCAAGGGGCUGAUACUGUCCUAAAAACCUGGGGAAGGCAUUGCAAUAAAGCACUUUUCUUCAGUCACAAGAUAGAAAACGACACCAUUCCAAUCAAGAAGGUCGAAGCCAAGUCUUCCUUCGAAUUGGUCUGUUUGGCUCUUCAGGAGGUCAAAGGAGAUCCGUGGAUAUUUACCGCUCAAGAGAGAACGUUCGUCUUGGUCGAAAAUCUGCGUUAUUUUGUGGCCUCGAGAAACUCUAGUGAUCCUCAUUACCUUGGGCAUGCUAUGAAGUUCUGGGGGGAGAUGUACAAUUGGGAUAAUGCCGGAUAUGCCUUAUCCAGAGGGGCUGUGGAUCGCUUCUUACAAGAAUUUAACACUACCAAGAGAUGCAGAGAGGGGGGAAAGUUUUGGAAGAACGGAGAUUGGUACUUGGGGAAACAUCUUCGACGACUCGGAAUACAGCCAGAGGACACUAGAGACCAUUUAGGACGCGGGAGAUUCAACGGAUUCUCCUUCAGAAAGUUACUCUUCCCAGGAGGCGUGUCACUCUUUGAGAGAUAUUGGAAAGACUCACUCUAUUUGUCUCAAGAUGGACCCCACUGUUGCUCCAAUUAUGCCAUCACUUUCAACGGUAUAUUGUCCAAUUCUAAAAUGUACCAAUUGGAAUAUCUUUUCCAUCACUUACGACCAUUUUACGGCGGGGGCGAGUAUGGUAAUGUUUCUCCCCCUCAAAAGGGACCCAAGGAAAUAUUCUUAACUUGGGAGGAGAGGCUCAAAGACGAGGCAUUGGAGCUAUUGAUGGAACAUGCUCAGGAUCUGCUAACCACGCCAUCUGGAAUGAAUGAUGUGAGACCUCCGGACUUCUAUUAAAGUCAGGAAAGGUGGAUGGCGUGAUUGUGUUAGUGCCUUGCAAUCUGUGGAUUCCUAAUUUCAGCAUUACGUCAAAACUUUAACUUCUCUUCUUUCGACAAACCAAUGUGAUAAAUGUGAAAACAAUGAUAAUCUCAGAACAACAUUCAUAUUGUAUUCAUCAUCAAACGGUCGAUUUACUGUCAAAGUUAAGAUAGCCUAAUCUACUUCAUGACACUU
Molecule: messenger RNA, 1559 nt
Organism: Tigriopus californicus
Lineage: Eukaryota; Metazoa; Arthropoda; Copepoda; Harpacticoida; Harpacticidae
Product: glycoprotein-N-acetylgalactosamine 3-beta-galactosyltransferase 1-like
Exons: 1
Coding region: 126-1340 (404 amino acids)
Molecular function (GO): N-acetylgalactosaminide beta-1,3-galactosyltransferase activity
Source: RefSeq, a predicted model, not a curated record